UCUGCUGCGCAUUUCGCCUUUGUCCGAAUUUUUAGAAGAAAACAAUACAAUUAAUCGCUGCGCCAAAGGGCACGACAAGUAGUUGAAUACCCACGAAUUAAACAAUUUUAUAACCGUUGCGUAAUUGCAUAAAAAUAAACAAAAGCAUAACAAUCUAUAAACCAGAACUGAAGAACAAACAAUUGAAAAACAGAAAGUGCUGAAAUAAUAACGCCAUAUACACUCAGCCACUAAUUGCGUAUAUAUUCGUUUAAAUAUAUUCGCAAAUCGCAGCUGAUUUCACAUAUCAAGGUGAAGAUGCUAGAUUUGGAUAUCCUGCCUGAGAAUUCUUUGGGGUGCGAUGCCUGGGAAUUUGUGCUUGGCAUGCACUUUUCGCAGGCCAUUGCCAUCAUCCAAUCGCAGGUGGGAAUCAUCAAGGGAGUCCAGGUGCUAUACUCGGAUACCAAUCCUCUAGGUGUGGAUAUCAUCAUUAACCUGCCGCAGGAUGGGGUUCGCCUGAUCUUCGAUCCCGUCAUCCAGCGUCUGAAGACCAUUGAGGUGUUUAACAUGAAGCUCGUUAAGCUGAGAUAUGGCGGUGUCUACUUCAACUCCCCGGAGGUGCUGCCCAGCAUCGAGCAAAUUGAGCACUCUUUCGGAGCCACCCACCCUGGGGUGUACGAUGCAGCCAAGCAGCUCUUUGCUCUCCAUUUCCGCGGGCUCAGUUUUUACUUCCCCGUGGAUAGCAAGUUGCAUUCUGGCUAUGCACAUGGACUGGGUUCCCUGGUUUUCUUAAACGGCGCUUCGCCCGUUGUGUCCAAGAUGUCCCUUUAUGCGGGCAGUAAUGUGUCGGAGAACAGGGCACCAUCUCUGCCGCUGGCCUGCUAUCACCGCCAGAUGUACUUGGAAUCGGCAACAGUUCUGCGCACCUCCUUUGGACACACGAAAGGUCUGAAGCUGAAGCUCUUUACUGAAGGUUCAGGAAGAGCUUUGGAGCCACGCCGACAGUGUUUCACGCGAGAACUGCUUUUUGGCGAUAGCUGCGAGGAUGUGGCCACAAGUCUGGGUGCACCCAAUCGUAUAUUCUUCAAAAGCGAGGAUAAGAUGAAGAUACACAGCUCGAGUGUCAACCGACAAGCGCAAAGCAAGCGAAGCGACAUCUUCUUCAACUACUUCACACUGGGCAUCGAUGUCCUUUUUGACGCUAGGACGCAGACUUGCAAGAAGUUUAUACUGCACACUAAUUAUCCCGGGCACUUUAAUUUUAACAUGUACCAUCGCUGCGAGUUUCAGUUCCUGCUGCAGGCGGAUCACCCAUCCAUGAGCGAUAGUGGUCAUGAUCUUGUGACGCCCACGAAGCAAGAGCAUGUUAAUAUAAACGCUUACACCAAGUGGGACGAGAUAAGCAGCGCAUUGGCCACCUCGGAGCGGCCAGUAGUGCUGCAUCGGGCCAGCUCGACGAACACGGCUAAUCCCUUCGGCUCCACUUUUUGCUAUGGCUACCAGGACCUGAUCUUUGAGGUGAUGCCCAACAGCCACAUCGCCUCUGUAACGCUAUACAACACGGCGCCUCCCAGGCAGCCAGCUCACUCCUGGCAGCAGCACAAAAUGCAGGACAUACGCCUCACAGUGGCCUAGAUUUGUGAGGAAUACUGGGCUCCCUUGGAUGCUCCAUGAUGCUGAACAAGGGAACGCCCUCCUAGCGUGUUCUAAUAUUUAAGCUACAACAAUGAUCUAACCUAGCCGUAAAGUAGACACAUAUUAUAUAGUAAUAUAUAUAUAUACAUGAUACACCUAGAUUUCCAUCUUAAUCUAAGCCAAUCAUCGGACGAACUCUCUGACCAGGUUCAUUCUACGGUAUUCCAUUGUGUUAGCUCGAUUCGAUUUGUUUCGACCCAUAACUGACAAUUAAUUAGCCUCGUACUUUUAACAAUUGCAUGUCGUUAAUAUAUAUUUCAGUACUUUAAGCUCCAAUCGUGUAUCUCUCUUUGAAAAAGAAAAAAAUCAACAAAAAAAUAUAUAAAUAUAAGGUUU
This is a messenger RNA of Drosophila eugracilis, 2010 nucleotides long. Its product is annotated as UPF0183 protein CG7083. The record is from RefSeq and is a predicted model, not a curated record. The transcript is spliced from 2 exons. Gene Ontology annotation, cellular component: trans-Golgi network. Lineage: Eukaryota; Metazoa; Arthropoda; Insecta; Diptera; Drosophilidae. Gene Ontology annotation, biological process: Golgi to plasma membrane protein transport. Bases 298 to 1614 code for a protein of 438 amino acids.